Molecule: messenger RNA, 1122 nt
Organism: Aspergillus ibericus CBS 121593
Lineage: Eukaryota; Fungi; Ascomycota; Eurotiomycetes; Eurotiales; Aspergillaceae
Exons: 3
Coding region: 1-1122 (373 amino acids)
Source: RefSeq, a predicted model, not a curated record
AUGAAACGAGUCUACUCCUCUUCCUCGGGGACUUUAUCCCCCAAGCAACACAAGCCUGUCCUUGGAGUCGCUUGUCUCACGCUUGAGAAUCUCAUGAAGCACGAUAGAACUACCCCUCCCCUUUCACGAUCAGCGGUGGUCGAUAUGCUGACGGACAAAAUUGACGGCUUACCCGAUGUCCCGAUCAUUCUUCCCUCGUCCACUCGCUCCUCGCAACAGUCGCGAUCCAGUAGCCCGUCCCGGCCGACCGAUGCACAAUACCGUGCUGGUCAUCUAAGGCGUGCAAGUAUCUUCGUUGACGAAGACAUCCCUCCGGAUGUCAGUCAAUAUGUGACCCAUAUUCUAGCUAUGGCAAGUGAAGAUAUCGAUAGCCUACAACGAGUCUCAGACAAGCUCUGGCGCAAAUGUAAGGAUUUGGCUAGGAGACCAUCAGGGGAGACCGAAUGGAGAAUGGCGUUACACACUGCUAUUGAUGAGUUGAGACAUCCGGGGCUGGAAAUUCCUCCAGUGCGCAACGCUCGGCCCAUUAUCCCCCGCAAACAAAGCCAACCACAUCAACUUGCACAGGAAGAUGCCAUUGAUGACGGCGGCUCAUCAUCUCCCGAUGUAGCAGGUGUCAGCGUUCCUAUCUUUAAGCUGAAAGAUUCCCGACCCGAUAUCUGUCGCGCCGCUCGAAGCUUCCUGUUUGAUCUUCAGAUUACUUCUACCUUUAUUAGUGACUCACAUGUCACCCCCGUGCGGCUUCGAUUCCCUUUUAUAGUGGUUGAGGCCAAGUCCGGUGCAACUGGUGGGAACCUCUACCAAGCACAGAACCAAGCGGCAGUGAGUGGCUCAACAGCCCUCCGAAUCUUCCAAAAUCUUGCAGAUCUGCACGAUGCGCAAGGCCCAUCUGACAAGGUGUUGAAUUUGGCUUUUUCUGUCACCACUGAGGGUCCGAUUCACGAGCUCUGGCUUCAUUUCCGAAGACACGAAAAGGGAGAUUUCUGCAUGGCAUGCGUAGGGUCUUGGAGGGUGACCCUGCAUGACGGAUCGCUGGAAUUUGUGCGCCGUCUUUCAGCAGUGUUGCGGUGGGGUAACGGCAACUUACGAAAGAAGAUUGUAGGCAUAUUGCAGGAGAUCUAA